UCUUGUUUUCGGAUGAAAAGAUAGCUCCCCCUUGGAUCCAAGAAGCAGAAACAACAAGAAAGUGUCGACACCAUGUCUAGAUACGACCGCGCUAUUACCGUCUUCUCGCCCGAUGGACACUUGUUCCAGGUGGAAUACGCCAUGGAGGCCGUCAAGAAGGGUGCCGUUGUCGUCGGCGUACGCGGCAAGGAUGCGGUCGUGUUGGCCGUGGAGCGCAAGGAGACGGCCAAGCUGCAGGACCCGCGCACAGUGCGCAAGAUCUGCAAGGUGGACGACCACAUCUCCAUCGCCUUCGCCGGUCUCACGGCCGACGCUCGCGUGUUGGUCAACAAGGCGCGUCUUGAGUGUCAGAGCUACCGCCUCACGGUGGAGGACGCGCCGUCCGUCGAGUACGUGGCGCGCUACAUCGCACGCGUUCAGCAAAAGUAUACGCAGCGCGGUGGUGUGCGACCGUUCGGUAUCUCGAUGCUCAUCGCCGGCUGCGACGGCCAGGGUGUUCCCCAGCUGUACCAGACAGACCCGUCGGGCACCUUCUCCGCCUGGAAGGCCAACGCCACAGGCCGCAACUCGACCAACAUCCGUGAAUUCCUGGAGAAAAACUACGUGGAGAACGCCUCGGAUGAGGAAGCUAUUACUCUGGCCAUCAAGGCGCUACUGGAGGUUGUUGAAUCCGGCAGCAAGAACAUUGAAAUCGUCGUCGUGCGAACUGGCGGCAAGGUGUCGCCGCUCGCGGAUGACAAGGUGAACGAGCUGUGCGAUAAGAUCGAAGCUGAGAAGGAGGCAGCUCGCCAGGCCAGCGGCGAGAGCAAGUCUUCUGCUUAGACAAGUUGAUGGGGAGGAAUGCAGCGCACUGAUGAGAAUGGAACGCAUGUCCAGCAGUCCUGACAGCAUUAAUCAAUCAUUAUGCGCUUCGUGCAUUCGCUGUGUUCUCAGCAAGCUACACAAGACAGCACGGAUAUCAUGUUGUGCUUGUUAUUUUCUGUGCUGUUUACCGCUGCCUGCGUGCUUCGCUAAUCAACUUCAACCGUUUACACUUUUUGCCGAAGCUUCAGCAGCUAACGACGGACAAACAACACCAGCACCUAUCCAACCACAGUCAAAGAACUAAACAAAACGCAGUGGAAUGAGCUAGUUCUGGCACUCGCUUCUAGCGCUGCCUUAGUUGGCCUGACGCUCGUAGAUGGCCCAGCGACGGUUGUGCUCUUGGCCCUUACCGGGGCUCACGUUCAUGUCCGUGCACCCAGCGUCCGCACAGCCACACGAGUGCGAGUUCGAGUCCUUGCAUGCACGCAUGCAGCCUUCAUCGUUGCCAUCCAGAUCCGCUUCGCUCACGGGGAGCUUGUUGAACGCGAAGGCGUGGCCCUCACCGGCCACACGGGCGAUGGCGAAGUAGCGCUUGCCCUUCUCCUUGGCGUGGUGCAGAGCGAGGUUAAAGUUGGCACCGCUGGGGCCGCCGGCGUACACGCGGUCGUUACCCAGCAUGUCCUCGCCCGUCGUGCAGCCCAGGAAGCGCGUCUUCUCCUUGGAAAUGUCCUUCUCGGCAGCCGAGGCUUCAGACAUACGAGCCUUCUUGACAGCAGUCGUAGGCUCCACAUUCGGCUGCUUCUUGACCUUGAAGAUACGCACGAUCCAGUGCUCCGACGUGAAGGCCUCUUCCAAGUGAGUCAGCUUGAUGUUCUUGACGCCCACCUCUGUGUUACGAGCACGGUCGAAGCCUGGCGGACGCUGGUAGUCCGUCAUGACCUCGCCGAAGCGGUAGUAGCACAGCUUGUAGGCGAGGCAGUUGUGCAGCACCUUGGAGCCACCGGGACCGACGUCGAAGUUGCCCGACGUCGAGUAGUAGUCACGUUCCGAAGGCAUGUCGUCCGGGUACACACCCGAACCGAUACGCACAGGCCAGAGGAACUUGUUGAUAUCGUCCGAGCUGUAACCCGUCACACCACCAAAGAUAACCAGGACGUAAUCCACAUCCAGACUCUGCAGGAUCGGGUAAGCGUCUUCCUCCGAUGAGGCCAAGGCACGACCAACCGUAGCGAUGUGCGUGUUGUUCCACGUGUUGUUGUCCACAAUAACUGUGCGGUUAGCCAUAGCCGACAUCUGGUAGCCAUAGUCCCACCACGACAUGAUCUUGGCGUUAGCGUCCGUGUUCUGACGUAGCCAGAAGUACGCCUCACGAUAGUCAUCGAAGUUCACACGCUCGCCAGUGUGCGUACGGCCAGCUUCAAUCACAAUACUCGGCGACGAAUAGGCCAUCGACGACACGUAUGUAGCGUGCAACGUGUAGCUCAGCAGCAUAAGCAGUAGACCACCCACAAUACCCAGAGCCAGGAGCUUCGGCACAGGCUGGACACCGUCCUUCUGCACGACGAACGUCGACGGACGAGCUAGAAUUCCCAUGAACUUACGCAGCGUCGACGAGAUACCCACAGCACCGAGGAUGCAAGCAAUAGGCGCCAGCGUGAGCAUGAGACGCACCAUAACACCGGCAAAAUACCAGGCAACGGUACCGUACAGAAUGACGAAAAUGCCGCCGUCCGUCAAGUUCUGGAACAGGAAGUACAGACCCACGGGGGCGAACGGCACGAGGAUGUGCAGGUCGAAGAAGUAGGACGUCCAUGUCGUGGGCUGGUGCUCACUAACUGAAGCAAUAAUCGGGAUGUACUUGGACGCGUACGUCGGGUCCAGCAACGUCAGACUACGGCCAGUCCACUGCACUUUGCCCAUAAGCUGCAGCACCAGCAGAGCCAAAGCCACACCAGAGACCAACAGACCGGCACCGACCAGUACAAGACGACGGAACGAGGCGGCCGAGAUGUAGUUGCGCAGCCAGUUGACGAAGCAGUAGACCUGCAGCAACACGAACACGCCGUGCGAGCCAGCACACUCGGCCUGCUUGAUGACGUUGAAGCCCACGAAUGGCACCUGCAUAGCCAUGAGGCUGCCCAGAGCGUAGAACGUCGAGUACGCAAUGUACAGUCGCGGCGUGUAGCGUCCAGCGAAGAUCAUGACCAGCACGUAAAUAGGGAUCAUGUUGAUAAUGAACACGUAGCCUCCCCAGGCCGCCACCAUGUAGAAGUACGCGAGCGCACAGCCGGCCGACCAGAACAUGGAGCCUGUGUGCACAGCCUUGAUCCAGAGGUAGAACACGAAGAUAAGCGCGAAGAUAGCGACACCCUCGUUAUCGUACGAGCCUCCUACGGAGCGAGAGAUGUAAGAGGGCACAAUGCCGGCAAAGGCAGCAGCCAGAAGACCUGCACUGGAGCGUUUUGUCACCUCCUUGGUCAGCAAAUAGCUGGCAAUUGCCGUGUUGGCAGCGAACAGCGGCGCAAGGAACACGCAAGUGUUGCGAACGUUGAUGGAAAUGUUCAGCAGGUUGAGCACCCAGUACACGAGCGCAGCCGUGUACAUGAGACCAGGGUAGAUGGUGCCACCAAUGAUACGACCCAGCGGAUACCAUGCACGGUCGUCAAACCAGUCCAGGAACUCGAGGAAUCCCUCCGAUGCCAAGUACUUGGUCGUACGGAAGUUGAAGUACGGGUCAAACUCGUGGAUCACCUGAAAUAAUUACCAAAAUAAAAUAAUUUAGUGGCGUGU
Phytophthora nicotianae INRA-310 is the source of this 3594-nucleotide messenger RNA. RefSeq lists its product as hypothetical. Gene Ontology annotation, biological process: ubiquitin-dependent protein catabolic process. Gene Ontology annotation, cellular component: nucleus; proteasome core complex; proteasome core complex, alpha-subunit complex. Bases 73 to 822 code for a protein of 249 amino acids. The transcript is spliced from 4 exons. Lineage: Eukaryota; Oomycota; Peronosporomycetes; Peronosporales; Peronosporaceae. The record is from RefSeq and is a predicted model, not a curated record.